Messenger RNA from Papilio machaon (common yellow swallowtail), 395 nucleotides. Its product is annotated as ras-related protein Rab-21-like. NCBI's taxonomy places the organism in Eukaryota, Metazoa, Arthropoda, Insecta, Lepidoptera, Papilionidae. Bases 25 to 330 code for a protein of 101 amino acids. The transcript is spliced from 2 exons. The record is from RefSeq and is a predicted model, not a curated record. Gene Ontology annotation, molecular function: GTP binding; GTPase activity.
AACUGGGUAAAGGAACUGAGGAGAAUGCUCAGUUCUGACAUUGUGUUAAUAAUAGCUGGUAAUAAAAUUGAUUUAGAGCAUGAGCAGGCAGUGCCUACUGAAGAAGCUGAAAGCUUUUCAAAAUCUGUUGGUGCUCAACACUACUACACAUCGGCAAAGGUAAACUAUGGAAUAGAAGAGUUAUUCCUUGUGCUCGCCCAGUUGAUGUUACAAAAGUAUGAACAAGGCUCGCAAACUAACCACGAGGCAUCCAGGGCCUCUCAGGUCUUGAUAGUUGAUGAUGAGGAACCAGCUCAUAGGUCAUGCUGCUUCAACUCAAGCCGCAUCUAAACUGGUGAAACAGAAAAUCUUGUAAAAUAUAUCAAUGUUAUAUUAAAUUUAUAAAAGUCAUUUUU